Molecule: messenger RNA, 267 nt
Organism: Dracunculus medinensis (Guinea worm)
Lineage: Eukaryota; Metazoa; Nematoda; Chromadorea; Rhabditida; Dracunculidae
Source: the annotation of a GenBank genome assembly
UUGAAAUUAAAAGUUAUUGUUUAUAAUAAAACAAGAAAAUACGCUGGUCAUACGAUAGAAAUUUCGAUUUCACUAAAUGAUACAAUAAGCGAAGUGAAAAAGAAAAUUUGUGAGAUCACUGAAAUUCCCGUACAAGUGCAAUAUAUCAUCUUUGGAGUUCACCAUCUCAACGAUGAAAAAACAUUGGAAUAUUAUGGAAUUCGUGAUGGUUAUACAAUCUAUUCAGUGCCAACAUUUGUCGAAAUACCAGAAUUACCAAAUUUAUAA